This is a messenger RNA of Sporisorium graminicola, 2211 nucleotides long. RefSeq lists its product as uncharacterized. The record is from RefSeq and is a predicted model, not a curated record. The coding region runs from base 1 to 2211 and encodes 736 amino acids. Gene Ontology annotation, biological process: ribosomal small subunit export from nucleus; ribosomal small subunit biogenesis. The transcript has a single exon. Lineage: Eukaryota; Fungi; Basidiomycota; Ustilaginomycetes; Ustilaginales; Ustilaginaceae. Gene Ontology annotation, cellular component: preribosome, small subunit precursor; cytosol; nucleus.
AUGCCCGCCAAAUCCAAAACGAAGAACAAGUCAAUAUGGCGUUCCGACAAUGCACAGCACUUCCAGCUCGUCCAUCGAUCGCAGCGUGACCCGCUGAUCAACGAUCCAGAUGCGGGUGCUCAUGUGCUGCUCUCCUACGACCCGGCCAACCAGUCUCGCGCCAAGGGCAAGACUCGAGCAGAACUCGAAUCCGAUGCGUCGGUCAUUCGUGACAAGUAUGGCAAGCCGAUCCGAAGCAACAUCGGCGAAGCAGCCAACUACGGUGUUUACUUUGACGAUACCGAAUACGACUACAUGCAGCACUUGCGGCCGAUCAACGACGACGAGAAUGUGAAACGAGGUGGAGAAAAUGUCGACGAGACCGUUGAUACCAUUUUGGUCUCUUCGAACGCUGCAAGCAAGAGCAAGGGCAAGGGCAAGGAUAGCUUUGCGUUGAAGGACGCCGGUGAUCAGGGCAAGAAGGAGCCUGGCCUCAACUUGCCCGCCUCUGUACUGCCCUCGCAAAAGGAGGUGCCGUUUAGCUUUACAUCGCACCUCGCCAUCGAGCCAUCUCUGCAAGGCUUCCAGCCGGAUAUGGACCCACACCUGCGCCAAGCGUUGGAAGCGCUCGACGACGAAGCUUUCGUAGAUGACGAUCUCGACGACGACUUUUUCGGUGCAGUAGUACAGGACGGCGAAUGGGACGGUGUCGUCCGAGACGAUGAUAGCUGGCGAGAGCAAGCACCAGAGGGCGACGAGGCGAUCUGGGCUGACGCAGCUUCGCAGGCACAAAAGGAGCUCGAGCAGAACGGUGAGGAAGGCAUGUCGCUCGAAGCACGCGUAGCCUUGUUCAAGAAGCAGCAGGAGCAAGCACGCAACGCCAGGCCCGCAUCCGAUGACGGAGCCGAGGAGGACGAAGACGAAGAUCGAGACCAGCUUGCGUCCCUGCGCGGUGGGUCAAGAGCAGGCACCAUGUACACUGUCGGUGGCUCUGCGAUCGGCAAGAAAGGUCGACCGGGUGCGCUGGCGAGGAGAGCAGCCAGCACCAAAGCGCCCUCGAUUGGCGGGGGCAGCACUGCCUGGUCGAUGAGCUCUUCGGCCAUGUUUAGGAACAAGGGCCUCUCCGACCUCGACGACCGUUUCACGCAGCUCGGCAAGAAGUACGGCAUUCGCGAAGACUUCGACCCCUCGCUCGAGUCGCUCGAGGACGAGGAGUUUGUCGACUCGGACGGCGACGAGGCAGGCGAAGAGGUGACUCGUCAAGAUUUCGAGGAGAUCAUGGACGACUUUCUUGCCAAGUACGAGACCAAGCACGGCAAGCUGCGCGAAGCCCUCGGCGGUGUCGAUUCGACCUCGGUCGAGAAGUUGACCAUCUUGCGUCAAGCGUUGGGUAAAGCGCGUAUCGAAGGACGCGAGUGGGCGGGCAAGGACCAAGACGAAGGCAAAGGAGAGGGGGAUCUGGGUGACUACGAGGACUAUGAAUCGCCGGAUGAGGAGAUUGUCGAUCCUAUCCCACGCAGUCACAUGCGCGAGAAAUGGGAUGUCGAGUCGAUUCAGACGACCAAGACCAACCUGGAGAACCACCCGAGGACGAUUUCGGCCAAGGAGAGCGUGUUUGGAGGCAGCAACGCCUCUGCCUUCCGCCCCGGCAGCGUUGCAGCUGGAAGCGCAGUCAACAGGAACAUGCUGGGCAACGGCAUGGCACCAAGCAUGACGAGCUACACCAGCCAGCGUCCCUCGGCAUCGGCAUUCCUCAACGACGAGGAGAGGCUGCCAAAGAUUCGCGUCAACCCGCGCACUGGCUUCCCGGAGAUCGUCGGCUACUCGAAACCACGUAAUACCAACGGCAAGAAGAAGGCCACGCCAGAGCCUAACUCUGUCGCUGAUGAGCUCGACCCGGACCAUGACGACGGUCGCGGUCCACCUUCAGGCAGCGACUCGGGCUCCGACACCGAAGACGGCCAAGGCUCGGACUACGAUUCCGACGCGACGGAGGGAGGCGAGCUGGCAAGACGGCUGUCCACCAUAGCAGUUACUGCCAAGCGCGAUCGAAAUGAGAGCAAAGAAGAGAGGAAGGCGCGCAAGGAAGCGCUCAAGGCCAACAAGCAGGAACGCAAGGAACGCAAGAUGAAGACGAAACAGGCGUUUGCCAGUGAGAAGAAGAAGCAAUCAAAAGCCGAGAGGGGUAGAAAGGAGACCGAAGGUGGUCCCGCCGGUAUGCGUCUUCUCUGA